Desarmillaria tabescens is the source of this 1596-nucleotide messenger RNA. RefSeq lists its product as uncharacterized. Gene Ontology annotation, molecular function: RNA polymerase II transcription regulatory region sequence-specific DNA binding; DNA-binding transcription activator activity, RNA polymerase II-specific. The coding region runs from base 258 to 1331 and encodes 357 amino acids. The transcript is spliced from 3 exons. NCBI's taxonomy places the organism in Eukaryota, Fungi, Basidiomycota, Agaricomycetes, Agaricales, Physalacriaceae. Gene Ontology annotation, cellular component: nucleus. Gene Ontology annotation, biological process: regulation of transcription by RNA polymerase II. The record is from RefSeq and is a predicted model, not a curated record.
AUGAAGUACAAGUCCGUACGGCAUCGAAUACUUGUUUUUUCGACUGUAUCCAUUCACCCCCUCUCCAUGGACAUGCACAUUAUGUGUGUUUUGGUACCAUACCUCCUAGAAAACUCGAAUCGGCUAUUCGCGAGGUUGCGUUAUUUGGCUGUCGCAAUCUUGUGAAUCUAUUGCGAAUCGCUAAACAUUGCUCCAAUGGACACAGAACUCCUUCUACUCUGCUAUGCUGGUCACUCGUUGACGUACUAUCUCUGGUCAUGCUCUUUUCCCUGAAAAGCCCAGUCUCCGACGCAUCAGACAGCUCCUCUGCCUUGGAUUCCAUUCAAACUGAAUUGGACCGCUGGAAGAAUUUGAUAUUUUCUUUCGAUAUGGACGAGAAAAAUUCUGGCAGCUCCUCUGAUCCCUCUUCUUCUAAUCCCCAAAGAUCACGUUCUCCGCCGGGCGCGUCUGGCUCACGAGAUAAUAACACUAGGGACCUUCAGGACGCAGUGCUCCUUGCUCAGUUUGCUGCGUCUUCCAACUCCCAUCAAGUCAAUGGACCACUGGAUCCGUCCGUUGUUGCGCUCUUGCAGGCCUUGCAAGUCGUCCAAGGCCAGAGAUAUCCUCCCCCAAAUCUUCAAGGAAGUCUUCCCCCAGGGAUACCGUUGCAUUUACUCGGAGCUCUUCAACAAAGUCAGGCGCAACAGUUCCCGAAUGUGCCGUGGCCUCAACAACAAUCCCCUUCUUCCGGUGGCUUAUUCCCUAAUCAAAAUCCCAGCGCAGGAUUCCCGCCACAUAUGUUGCCUUACUUUUACGACCAGAUGUCUCAGUCAAACUACUACCAUGUACCUCCUCCUCAGGGGACACCAACACAAUCGGCAGCCUCCUCAUCGACUGCUACUCGUCCUGCAGCUUCUCCCCCAGAUACAGACUCUCUAGAAGGUGGCGCUGACGACAAACGCAAACGAAACACAGCGGCUUCAGCUCGAUUUAGGAUCAAAAAGAAGCAAAAAACCCUCAAUCUUGAAAGAUCUGUGUCAGACCUUACUGGGCGCGCAGAAGAGUUGGAGAAAGAAGCCGCUGACCUCAGAAGAGAAAAUGGGUGGUUGAAGGAGAUUGUCAUGCUGAAAGGGAGUCGAUUAGCCGGCGUGCAUUUGACUCCAGAUACGGUGUCCUCGUCGAUGUGGGAUCAUGGUCAGGCUGCAACGUUAAGCCCAAGCGGGGACAAGCCUUCCGCUGAGGAGAAAGAUGGAGAUUCAGACUCGAAUGACGAUUCCUCCGACUCGGAGUAUACUGGUGAAGGACGGGUGAAGGGCAAAGGCAAAGGCAAAGGCAAGGCAAGAAAGAGAUGAGCAGCGAUUGGGGAGCGUCGUUGAUGGGUCACUUGCAGCUUCUUCACGGACGAGAAGAUAUCAUUACUUCACUAGCUGGCACGCUGAUGGGGUGGUUGGAAACGUUGUCGGACGUCUACUGUAAUUGUGCAAAUACCUGUUGAUUCCACUGUUAUACACGAAGCAUCCGUGUAUGUGCUCGAUAGAUUACUGACAAGUAUGGUAUUUAUUCUCUCAAACUUUUCUCGUUCUAGCCAAUGAGCUGCUCUAUAUGACUGAUGUGGUC